AUGUCGCCGCAUGACGACACUGCCGCCGCGUCUCCUCCCGCGCCGCGUUGCUCCCAAUCGAGCGGCGAGCGGCAACACUCACCUGCUGUCUCCCUCAUCUCCAUUUUUUCUCAUUGCCUUGUCGCAGGCACGUUGAGCGACAAGGACAUCGCACCAGCAGUGGGCGACGAGAUCAGCACAGCGCAAUCUUCGCAGCCCGUCGCCGGCGGGUCGUCGGCGCUCUACAUCGUUCGCAUGCGAAGCGUGCCUCCCGUCGCCACGUACACAGGUGGCAUCCCCGGAUUUGACGCCACCGCGCCCUCCUCCAACACAGCCGCCGCCGCUGAUGUCGGCGCGGGAGUCGCAAGCAUGGCGCAGCGCGCCGGCCGUGUCGGCAGUCGUCUGGCGCAGCGGCUUCCGCGCAUCGACCUCCGCCGGGGGCCAGCGCGCGCGUUUGCGCAGAUGCUGGGGCGGAUGCAGAAACAGGUCGCGCGCGACGUCGGGCUUGCGACGAGCCGCGUGCUGUACAGUUACAAAUACGCGAGUAACGCUUUCGCCGCGGAACUCACGCCUUCGCAGCUGCGAAAGCUACAGCGGCACCCGAACGUCGCCGACGUUGUCGCGAAUGUUGCGAUGCGCAAGCUGACGACGGACUCGUCGGAAUUUCUGAAGCUGCCCGAAUCGGUGUGGGCGAGCGCGGGCGGGCAGGGGAAAGCGGGAGAAGGCGUGGUGAUCGGUAUCGUGGAUACGGGCAUAUGGCCGGAGCAUCCGUCGUUCAGCGACACGAACGCAACCGCUCCCUACGGCGCGUGGCCGUCCACGUGGCGCGGCGUGUGCCAGACGACCGCGGACUUCCCGCGCUGCAACGGCAAGCUCAUCGGCGCGCGGUACCUGAAUGCGGGGUUCCGCGCCAUGACGGGCGCGCGGGAGAGCCUUGCCGACGACUGGCGCUCCGCGCGCGACGCGGACGGGCACGGCACGUGGUGUGCGGGCGCGGCAGCAGGCAACGCGGGCGUGACUGUAACAACAUCCCGCGGGCAGACCAUCGGCACAGGAAGCGGCGUGGCCCCGCGCGCGCGCCUGGCAGUGUACAAGGUGUUCUGGAGCAACGCGCAGUCGGGCGGCACCACUGCCUCGUUCGUCGACAUAGAAGCAGCGGUGAACCUCGCAGUGGCUGACGGGGUGGACGUGCUGAGCCUUUCGCUGGGCGGACUUGACAACUCUGCUACGUAUUUCAAUGACAUCUCCUACCUCAAUGCCAAUCUGGCGGGCGUGACAGUGGUGUACGCAGCGGUCCCUUCUCCCCCAUCGCACCGUCCUCACCCAUACCUCCCCUCACUCCCCUCUCCCCCCCCUCCUCCCCCUUCCUCCUCCCUUCUUCCCCCCAUCCGCAGCACCAUCAGCCGGCGCUGUGCAGCCGACCUCACUCUCGGCGACGGCACAAUCGUCACCACCAGUGGCUACGGCGCCGGAGCCACACCGCUCACCUCCACGCCCCUCAUCGAAGGCACUGCCGCCCGCCGCUCCUCCGUCUCCGUCACUCGCGCGGACCAGUGCCUGCCUGGCGCUCUCGACGCGGCUCUCGUCUCGGGCCGCAUUGUCAUCUGCUCCUAUGGAGGCAUGUCCACAGGGGAGAAGCUGAAUGAUCUCAGCAGCAAGGGCGCCAAAGCGGUGCUGCUGGUCAACAUCCCCGCUUCUCUCGAGCCCUUCACACCAUACCACGAGCUGCUGCCCAUUGCAUAUCUCUCUGCUGGCGAUGCUGAUCGGUUGCGAACGUAUGUUCGCUCCACGGCCUCUCCUGUCGCCACGCUCGCGCCGACAUUCUCCCGCCUCUCCGCCCCCACCGCCCCCACCCUCGCCUACUUCUCCUCCACAGGCCCCGUUGCGAACCCUUACACCACCCCAUCCCUCCCCAAGCCCACUAACGACAUCUUAAAGCCGGAUAUCAUCGGUCCAGGAGUGUCGCUGUGGGCGGCAUGGCGCAGCGAGUCUCUUUCCUCUGCGAGAAAGCCGUCUUUUGAAGCUAUCUCUGGGACGUCCAUGGCUACACCACACUUGGCUGGGAUUGCAGCGCUUGUGAUGCAAAAGUACCCCUUCUGGACCCCGUCGCAGGUCAUGUCCGCGAUUGUUACAACUGCUACGCGGACCAAUAUUGCUGGGGCUCCUAUUGGCACGCCAGCUGGGGUUGUGGCCACGCCAUGGGACAUGGGUGGGGGCCAUGUGAACCCCUCUCGGUUGCUGGACCCAGGAUUGACAUACAAUGCGGGAGCCACGGAUUAUUACAAUUUCCUUGCAGGAUUGGGGAUUUCAAAGGCCAAGGCAAUGCUUCCGAGAGGAGUGAAGCUGGCGGGGAUUAAACCGUAUCGGAUGGACAAGGACGGCAUUCCCAAGGAGGCGGCGUAUCAGAUGAUUCACGACGAGCUGCUCCUGGAUUGCAACCCGCGCCUCAACCUCGCGUCCUUCGUCACCACGUGGAUGGAGCCAGAAUGCGACCAACUCAUUAUGGAGUCACUCAAUAAGAACUACAUUGACAUUGAAGAAUACCCCAUCACCAACGACCUCCAGUCGGAGGGCGCGGUGGGCGUGGGCACGGUGGGGUCGUCGGAGGCCAUCAUGCUGGCGGGGCUCGCGUUCAAGCGCCAGUGGCAGAACAAGCGCAAGGCGCAAGGCAAGCCGUACGACAAGCCCAACUUCGUGUGCGGCUCCGAAGUGCAGGUGUGCUGGGAGAAAUUCUCCAACUACUUCGAAGUGGAGACGCGGUUCGUCAACGUGAAGGAAGGAUCGUUCGUGAUGGACCCUCACGAAGCCGUGGAGGCCGUCGACGAAAACACUAUCUGCGUUGCGGGUAUUCUCGGUUCCACCUAUAACGGGGAAUUCGAGAACAUCAAGCUUCUCAACGACCUCCUCGCGGAGAAAAAUGCCAAGACCGGGUGGGACACGCCGAUCCACGUGGACGCAGCGAGCGGUGGGUUCGUGGCGCCGUUCCUCUUCCCGGACCUGGAGUGGGACUUCCGGCUGCCGCUCGUCAAGUCCAUCAACGUGAGCGGGCACAAGUUCGGGCUCGUGUACCCGGGCGUCGGGUGGGUCGUUUGGCGCUCCAAGGCGGACCUCCCGGAAGAUCUCGUGUUCCAUGUGAACUACCUGGGCGCCGACCAGCCCACCUUCACGCUCAACUUCUCCAAAGGUGCCAGCCAGCUGAUCGCGCAGUACUACCAGUUCAUUCGCCUGGGCUUCGAGGGUUACCGCAAGAUCAUCAACAACUGCCAUACUAAUGCGGCGUACCUCCGUAAGAAGAUUGUCGAUAUGGGCUGCUUCGAUAUCUACUCUAAGGAAGUUGGCGUUCCGCUCAUCACCUUCGGCCUCAAGGACAAGACUGGCUUCACGGACAUUGCCAAGACUAAUGGAGUGUGCUAG
This is a messenger RNA of Closterium sp. Naga37s-1, 3393 nucleotides long. Lineage: Eukaryota; Viridiplantae; Streptophyta; Zygnematophyceae; Desmidiales; Closteriaceae. The record is from the annotation of a GenBank genome assembly.